This is a messenger RNA of Thunnus maccoyii (southern bluefin tuna), 2888 nucleotides long. It is a transcript of the gene acsf2, whose product is annotated as acyl-CoA synthetase family member 2. Gene Ontology annotation, biological process: fatty acid metabolic process. Gene Ontology annotation, molecular function: medium-chain fatty acid-CoA ligase activity. Bases 267 to 2111 code for a protein of 614 amino acids. Lineage: Eukaryota; Metazoa; Chordata; Actinopteri; Scombriformes; Scombridae. The record is from RefSeq and is a predicted model, not a curated record. The transcript is spliced from 16 exons.
CUUGGCGCCACCUACAGGACCUGUAAGCAGGAUCUGCUUCAUCAGAACACAUUGUGUCAACACCGGUGACGGAUCAAGGUCCGAGCACGGAGAUAGUCAGUUAGUAUUUUUCCCCAAAACAAGAGGAGCUUUCUGCUGUACUAUCAGUCUGGUUGUUUCCUUCAGUGCACAGCAAACGACCUGAAGGAUCUCCAUCCGUUGACUGAACCAGACCAGCAGCUGAAGUUUGUGCAGAGAGGCGCGGUGAUCUGCGGCAGCUGCAAACAAUGAUCCUCAACACUGCGCUUUGCUCCAGAUCUCUGCGCAACAACUUUGUUUUUUCCAGAACUGUAGAUGUUUUGCGGAGACCAAGGACACGUCAUCCAUUGGUAUUAGCUGCAGCAAGUCGUGGCAUUCAUGUGGACUAUCCGCCCAUCAUCCCAACUCUAACUACCAGCUAUGCCCACGGCACCUCUUCCUCAACUUUGCUCCACACCACAGUAGGAGAGACCCUGCUGAAGACUGUUGAGCGAUGGCCUGACCGAGAGGCCAUGGCCUUUCUACAUGACGGAGUCCGCAAGACGUUUGCACAGUUUCAGCAAGAUGUGGAUCAGGCUGCAGCCGGGCUGCUGGCACUUGGACUGCAGAGAGGAGACCGGCUCGGCAUGUGGGGACCCAACUCUUAUGAAUGGAUCCUGAUGCAGUUUGCAACAGCCAAAGCUGGCAUUAUAUUGGUGUCUGUGAACCCAGCGUACCAGCUGCAGGAGGUGGAGUUUGCACUGCAGAAGGUUGGGUGUACAGCUAUAGUGUGCCCUUCGCAGUUUAAGACUCAGAAGUACUGUGACAUGCUGAGAAAGAUAUGUCCAGAGAUCGAGUCAUCCACCCCAGGAAACAUCAAGAGUGCCAGACUCCCAGAUCUCCGCUCUGUGAUCGUUCUGGACAGCCGUCAGCCAGGAAUGCACCAUUUUGAAGACGUGAUGCAGGCGGGCAGCAGCCAGUACAUGCAGCAGCUUCAGGAUCUGCAAAAGAAGCUCUCAUUUGAUGACCCCAUAAACAUCCAGUUCACUUCGGGCACAACUGGGGCUCCAAAGGGCGCCACAUUAUCUCAUCACAACAUCGUCAACGAUGCCUACUUUGUUGGCCAACGAGUGGGAUACACCUGGAGGCCUCACACUCGUGUCUGUCUGCCUGUGCCUUUGUACCACUGCUUCGGCUCUGUGGGUGGUGGGUUGUGCAUGGCCGUGCAUGGCCUCUCCCUGGUCUUUCCCUCUCCUGGGUAUGAUGGAAAAGCCAACUUGGCAGCUAUGGAGAGUGAAAGGUGCACCUUCAUCUACGGUACCCCCACCAUGUACGUUGAUAUGAUCAGCCAGCCGGAUUUUCAUAAAUAUGACUUGUCGUCAGUGGAGGCAGGCAUCAUGGCGGGUUCCCCUUGUCCUCCAGAGCUUGUGAAGAAGGUUGUUUCUAUAAUGGGCAUCAAGGGAAUAACACUUGGAUAUGGCACCACGGAGAACAGCCCUGUGACAUUCUGUGCUUCACCGGAAGACAACAUAGAGAGGAAGUCCGAGACAGUCGGGUACAUCAUCGACCACUUAGAGGCUAAAAUUGUGGACCCUACAACCAGAGAGCUCGUACCUCUGGGAUCGUCGGGGGAGAUUAUGAUCAGAGGCUUCUGUGUGAUGUUGGAGUACUGGGGCGACAAAGCAAAAACCGAGGAGGUCAUCUCUAAAGACGGCUGGUACAAAACUGGAGACAUUGGAAGCAUGGAUGCAUACAGCUACUGCAAAAUCGAGGGCAGAAUUAAAGACAUGAUCAUCAGAGGAGGAGAGAACAUUUACCCGGCUGAGAUUGAACAGUUCCUGCACACGCACCCAAAAGUGAAGGAGGCACAGGUGGUUGGAGUGGAUGAUCACCGUAUGGGUGAAGAGGUUUGUGCCUGUAUCAAACUGAUAGAUGGACAAGACUGCACUGAAGAAGAAAUCAAAGCUUACUGCAAGGGACAGAUCGCCCACUUCAAGAUUCCUCGCUACGUACUUUUUGUAACCAGCUACCCACUCACUAUUACUGGAAAGAUCCAGAAGCAAAAACUAAAAGUGGAGGCUGAGGAGCAACUGGGACUGAAGAAAGGAAAAUGACAGGCCAUAACUCAUCCUGUAUAUGGAGGGAGAUUAAUUACUCCAUGUUGUAUCCCACAAACACCAGUUGGGAUUACAAACCCGUCCAUCAGUACAUUUUAGAACCUCUUUUUUUUAAAAAUGUAUUAAAGAUAGCCCUGUGCCUUCUUUAGACGUGAUAGAUGUGUAUAAAGCCAUGUUUUGAGCCAAAUGAUUGUGUAUCUUCCUGUAACCAGCUGUUAACAGAUUAUAGUCAUUUUCUACAUUUUUCUUACGAUCAACGAAUCAAAUGAAAAGACCAAAAAAAACAAUGAAUUCUAUUAAUAAGUACUGUGUGUGUAUCUGAAACGCAUAAGAAUGACACUGUUGUACUGUUCCUUUAUCACUAUAAACACAUGCUGUGGUUUAUUUUAAGUCAAUAACACAUGUACUGAUCCGCUGCUGUAAAUACACACCGGAGCACCAAAUGUGUAUCGAUCCGCAGCUGAAAAUAGUUCCUAACAAAUGCACUAUUUACACCUGUUUGACUAACAUUUACUGCAAACCACAGUGCCCAGCUGUUUGAGGAAAUUACUGAGCCUUUUUAAAAAAUUAAACAAUAUAUUUUUAUAUAUAUAUUUGUAAUCAGUUUUUUAAGAUUCACAUCUUCAUUAGGAACCGAUGGGCUGUGGGCCGAGAGCCACACACGGAGCAGGGAAGUCAGAAAGUAUUCAGAGAGACCAACACAUUGUUUAUUCAGGGCCCUGUUCUUCGUACGUGGAUAACCGAGUUAUAAAGAUUAAAAUCCUAGCAAUUCAA